UUGAACAAUGACGUCAGAUCUCUUCGCGUGUUUCAGCCAUCUUGAACAAAGAAAUUGAAUCUGUGAUCGCCGGGUUUGUUAUGGACGGGUAAGAAAGCUGCCUUCCAAAAAAGUAACGAAGACCCGAUCAGAGAGUGACAGUAAUAAGAGGACGUUGGAGCAAUUUACAUCUAUUGGAAUGAAGCGUGGCCAAGAAGAAAUGAUGCAGGUGAAUGAUGGCAUCAGUGAUACAAAUGAUGCCAAAAAGCCAAAGUUUGACAAUGGUGGAAAUCCACCUUCUCGUGUGGUACAUAUUCGCAGUCUUCCCAAUGAUGCUGCUGAAACUGAUGUUGUUCAGCUUGGUAUGCCUUUUGGCAAAAUGACUAAUGUGCUAGUCUUGAAACAAAAAAACCAGGCUUUCUUGGAAUUCCAAGAGGAGUCCUGUGCAGUUAAUAUGGUUUCUUACUUCAAAACAAAUCCUGCUCAAGUUCGGCUGAAGUCUUGUUAUGUUCAAUUUUCAAAUCACAAGGAAUUAAAGACAGAUGCUUCCAAUGCACAAAACACCAGUGCUCAAGCAGCCCUUCAAGCAGCCCAAGGUCUUCUUGGUGCAGGUGGAGCUGUUGGUGGUGGUGGUGGUGGUGGGGAAACUACAAUCUUAAGAGUUAUUGUUGAUAAUGUCUUGUAUCCAGUCACUUUGGAAGUGUUACACCAACUUUUUUCAAGAUUCGGUAAAAUUUUAAAGAUCAUCACAUUUACCAAAAACAAUACAUUCCAAGCUCUUAUCCAGUUUUCAGAUCCUAUCUCUGCAGCUACUGCUAAAGAUUCACUUGACAAUCAAAACAUCUAUAAUGGAUGCAAUACUCUAAAGAUUGAUUAUUCAAGAUUGACAAAUCUCAAUGUUAAGUACAAUAAUGAUAAAAGUCGAGAUUUUACACGUCCAGAUCUUCCCACUGGAGAUGGAAUAGACAAUGGCUUACCAUUGGGCAAUCCAGGAGGAAAUUCGAUGGGGCUCGGUGGUCUUGGAGGAGGUGGUGGUUUUAACUUUGGAGGAGGUAGUCAAAUGGGCAACAGACUUGGCAAUCUUCAAGGGAUGAAUCAAGGCAAUGGCAGUCCUUGUGUUCUUGUUUCAAAUCUUGAUGAAGAGAAGGUUACACCAGAUGCACUCUUUAUACUGUUUGGUGUGUAUGGUAAUGUGCACCGUGUAAAGAUAUUGUUCAACAAAAAAGACAAUGCUUUAGUCCAGAUGGCUGAUCCAUCUCAGGCCCAACAGGCUAUCACAUACUUGGACAAAGCCAGACUAUGGGGUAAACAGUUGAGAGUAGCACCAUCAAAACACCAGCUGAUACAAAUGCCUAAAGAUGGACAGUCUGAUGCAGGUCUAACAAAAGACUUUGUCAAUUCUCCUCACCAUCGAUUUAAAAGGCUUGGGUCUAAAAACUACAUUUUCCCCCCAACUGCAGUUUUGCACUUGUACAAUGUGGCUACACUUGAAGAAGAUGAUAUUCGUAACAUGUUUUCAGAGUUUGGCAAUGUGAAGUCGUUCAAGUUUUUCAACAAUGAUCGCAAGAUGGCCCUCAUUGAAAUGUCAACAGUGGAGGAAGCUACUCUUGCUCUUAUUGGCUUGCACAAUAAUCAAGUAGGAGACAAUCUUCAUUUGAGGGUUUCCUUUUCAAGAUCCACCAUUUAACUUCUGAGCUGUUUGCUUCAAGGACUGAUUCGAAGAAUGUGUAGAUGCCACUGACUAUUGUUUCUCUCAUUGUGUUUCCUAUCUGUUCAUAUCCAUUGAUCUUAAGUGAGACUGAAGACUUUUUACUUGCUGUUUGAAUGAAAUCAUGGUUUUAAAUUGUCGUUGUUAUAUCAGUGUUUUAUAUUUUAUUUUAUAUGACGUUCAUGUAGAAUUGAACAUUGAUUUCUGUAAUAAAAUAUUUGAAUUGAA
This is a messenger RNA of Biomphalaria glabrata, 1915 nucleotides long. Its product is annotated as polypyrimidine tract-binding protein 1-like. Bases 179 to 1666 code for a protein of 495 amino acids. NCBI's taxonomy places the organism in Eukaryota, Metazoa, Mollusca, Gastropoda, Planorbidae. Gene Ontology annotation, molecular function: mRNA binding. Gene Ontology annotation, biological process: mRNA processing; regulation of RNA splicing. Gene Ontology annotation, cellular component: nucleus. The transcript has 17 exons. The record is from RefSeq and is a predicted model, not a curated record.